UAGCUUUUCCCACACUCCCAGUUUCAAAACCCCAAAACCAAACCACACUCACAGUCAAACUCUCAGAAAAUGCUCAGAGCUCAAAACCAAGCUGGACGGAGAAGAAGACUCGAGAUUCGUCACCAAAUUCAAGUAUAGGACUUCGCCCGCUUCAGAUUCUGUUUCUCAAUUCGUCUUUCAGGAUGAUGAGGGAUUUCAAAUUGUUGCGAUCGAAUUCGGGAAGAAAAGAAGAGGCGGAGAACGUGCCGGUGAACACUAAGGACUUAGCGGCGACGGGCCGAACAAGCUCGGAGUCGUCGAGAGCUCCGUUUAACCCGAUUCAGGACCCAGCUCAGAACCCUAAGCCGGAACAAGACUCCGCGAUUCGGAGUAGGGUUGAGAAGACGCCGACUAAAGCUUCCAAGGCCAAAGCUUCCGAUCCGGGGUUGCCUCUCCGGACACCGGAAAAGCACGGUGCUGCGUUUUCGGCUCGGAAACGGUUCGGGUGGGCUCAGAGGAAUGAUUCGGGUGAUUUUCAUGAGGAUGGGGGUACUUGUACUGCCCAAGUGAGCAGAGGAGGCGGUAAUGGAAAUGGGGGUUUGGCAAAUUUGACACCUCGGAUAACCAGGACGGUUGGGAAAGGUGGUUCGAGUUAUUCGGAGAGUAAUUCGACGCAUACUACGCCAACUAAGAGUGUUUCGAAGCCUCCGAAUUCUGGGUUUCGGAAUAAGGUGGAUGGAAGUGUUGGUGGUCGAGGUGGGAACUUUGCUGCAUUGUACAAAGGGAUUCCCAUUUCGAGUGGUCCUUCUACUACGGUGGUGAAUUCGGUUGAAGUACCUCACUUUGAUCUCAAGGAAGACACGUCUUUUUGGAUGGAACACAAUGUACAGGUUCUUAUACGUGUGCGUCCUCUGAAUAGCAUGGAGCGAAGUACACAUGGUUACAACAGGUGUUUGAAGCAAGAAAAUGCUCAGACCAUUUCUUGGAUUGGCCAACCAGAAACUCGAUUCACAUUUGAUCAUGUAGCAUGUGAAACAGUUGACCAGGAAAUGAUUUUCAGGACGGCUGGUCUACCAAUGGUAGAGAAUUGCUUGUCGGGGUAUAACAGCUGUAUGUUUGCCUAUGGUCAGACAGGAAGUGGGAAGACAUAUACCAUGCUUGGGGAGAUUGAUGAUUUAGAAGAUAAGCCCAGUCCUCAUCGUGGAAUGACACCGCGCAUUUUUGAGUUUUUAUUUGCAAGGAUUCAAGCGGAAGAGGAAAGUCGGAGGGAUGAGAAACUAAAAUACAAUUGCAAGUGCUCUUUCCUAGAAAUUUACAAUGAACAAAUUACGGAUCUCCUUGAUCCCUCUUCUUCCAAUUUGCUUCUGCGGGAGGAUGUGCAGAAAGGUGUUUAUGUUGAAAAUCUCUCUGAAUUUGAAGUUCGUACCGUGAGUGAUAUUUUGAGGCUACUAAUCCAGGGUUCUUCAAAUAGGAAAGUUGCUGCAACAAAUAUGAACAGAGAAAGUAGUCGUUCACACAGUGUCUUUACUUGUGUAAUUGAGAGCAGAUGGGAAACGGAUUCAACGUCUAACUUACGCUUUGCUAGGUUAAACCUAGUUGAUUUGGCUGGUUCAGAAAGGCAGAAGACUUCUGGUGCUGAGGGUGAGCGGUUGAAGGAAGCAGCUAGUAUUAAUAAAUCAUUAUCUACACUUGGUCAUGUCAUCAUGGUUCUUGUGGAUGUGGCACACGGGAAGAUAAAACAUAUACCUUAUAGAGACUCUAGGCUAACCUUCCUUUUACAGGACUCACUCGGUGGUAACUCAAAAACAAUGAUCAUUUCAAAUGUCAGCCCUUCUAUCGGUUGUGCAGCUGAAACGUUGAACACGCUUAAAUUUGCCCAGCGAGCAAAACUUAUUCAAAACAAUGCUGUGGUGAAUGAAGAUUCUACAGGAGAUUGCAUUGCUCUACAACACCAAAUACGACUUCUAAAGGAGGAGCUCUCCAUUCUUAAACGUCAUCAUGUCUCCCGGUCGUUGUCAUUUGGUUCCACCAAUUUUGAGGACAGUCAAGUCCAGAAAAUUGAUUAUAUUGGAAACAUAUGUGACAUGGACCUACAAUGUCAGGAUGAUUUUCUUGAUAAUGAUGUGAAAGGAACUGUGAGAAUGUCCACCAAACAGUUAAAGUCUUUGGAGAAAACACUUGCCGGUGCCCUUCGCCGGGAGCAAAUGGCAGAAACCACCAUCAAGCAACUUGAAGCGGAAAAAGAGCAUUUGAACCGCUUGGUUUGUCAAAGAGAGGAAGACACUAGAUCCACUAAAAUGAUGCUUAGGUUUCGGGAAGACAAAAUUAAAAAGAUGGAGUCACUACUGAAUGGUUCUAUUCCUGCGGAGGCUUAUUUACUUGAUGAGAACAGAGCACUCUCAGAAGAGAUUCAGCUACUUCAAGCUAAACUUGAUAAGAAUCCUGAAGUGACCCGGUUUGCAUAUGAGAAUAUAAGGCUUCUGCACCAACUUAGAAGGUUAGAAGAAUAUUAUGAGGAAGGAGAGAGAGAUUUACUCUUGGAUGAAGUAUCGAAACUGCGAGAUCAGCUCCUUCAAUUUCUUGAUGAUCCCUUGAAGCAGCAUAGCAAUCCAAAUUUUAGUAUGGAAGCUCAGGAAGCCAUGUGCACCAACAAAGAAAAUGAUCCUCUCAGUCUGAAGUUAAAAGAUACUUGUGAAGAGUUAGAUGGAUGCAGGCGCAGCUUAAAUGCUUGUUUGGAGGAUAAUGCAAAACUCAGUAGAGAAAUUGAUGAUCUACGCAAAAUGUUGAACUCUCUCAGAUCUACACCCAUUCAUCAAGAUGGUGAUGCGGCUUUGGAGGUGCAUAAUGCUCUUCGCAUUGAGGAGAUAGAACGGGAACAUGCAGAAGAAAUACUGAGUUUGCAGCUGGAAUUGGACAUAGUAAAUAUCAUUUUAAAAGAAGAGAGGACUUCUCAAGAUGAAACGGUAUUUUUCUUAAAUAGAGAUCUUCAGCUCGCAAAAGAAGAACUCUCUCUCAAAAGCAAACAACAUGAUGAUGCAAACAGCAAACUGCAAGAGGCUAAGUGCAUCAUUGCAGAUCUUGAGACUCAGCAAAUCAUGUCAAACAAUGGGAUGGAAGACUUGAGGAAUAGUAACAGCCGUUAUGUGCAGCUUUUGAGUAAACAGGAGCUUGAACUAAGGGUUCUAAAGGAGCAAUGCACUUCUAAGGAGUUUUCAGACUUAUCACCUUUGAGCAGUUCAAACAAUCAUGACUCUCCACUACAGGGAAAAUUGAAGCGGAUGCAACAUUCCCUUGAAAUGGCCAAAAGAAUGAAUAUGUGUUACCAAAGUGAUCGUGCAUUUCAAGUGUCUAAUGCAGAAGAAAUGGAGGAAGUCCGCAGGCAGGCCGAGGUUGAAACUGCUGAGGUAAUUGUCUGUAUGCAGGAAGAACUUGGCAUGCUUCAACAGCAGGUCCAAGACAGCCAAUUAAAAGAACUGGAGGUGAACAAAAAUGUAUUGAUGCUGGAAAAUGAACUGAAAGUGGUGAAAGAGAAACUGCACAACUUGAAUGCAGAUAAUGAAAGGUUAAGUAAAGAGCUUGGAGAGAAAGAUGGAGAAAUAAGAACAUUAUCAGAAGAAUGGACAUUAUUGUCCAGUGAGAUUGAAGAAGUUCUUUCUGGUGGAUGUGAGGUGCUAGUUGAUGCUUCUGAUCAGCUUAACCUAAUAUCCAACUCCUUUCCAGAGAAAAGAAUUUGGAUUUCUGAACAAGUUGGCAGGGUUGUAGGGAUCGUCUCGGAAAAGGAAUCUUUGAUUGAAGACCUGAGGAAGUGUUUAGAGGAUGCAAAUAACAAGAGAAGUGAUGUUGAGUGCAUGCUGAAGUCUCUGAGAGGAGCAGCACUGGCCAUUACCGAAGCACACCAGCAGGAGUAUAGUGAAAAAGAGAAAGAAAUGCUCCUUUUGACAACUCAGUUGAACACAGAGACAUCUACUGUGGAAAAGCUGGAGAGUAGAGUGAAGUUGCUUGAAGACCAGAUCAAUAAAACGUCAGUCUGUGCAACAGUUGCCUUCGUUGUUGUGAAUAGCUUAGCAGAGAUGAAUCGUAAUAAUCUUGAUGCAUUAGAGCGUAAUAAUAUUCAGCUUAAUGAAUCAGAAGAGUUGAUCUCAAUGAAGGUUUCCCUUCUCAGUGAUCAGGCCACAGUGAUAGCAGAAGCUGAGAAAAAAAUUCAGUCUCUAAGUGGGGACCUUGCUGAGUGCGAGAGAACCUGUGAUAAUCUAAGAAAGGAGCUUUUUGAGGAGCAGGAACGUGCUUGCACCAUGGAACAAAAGCUUGAAGAUAUUGAAGAACAAAACAUUUCGAAGACAAAGGAGAAAUUGGCUGAGCUAAAAACUGGUGUAUCCACACUCAGGUCAUGCAUGAACUCACAUGCGGAGCAUCAUACAAGCUGUGAAAAGGAUUCACAAGUAGUUUUUAAGAAUUCUGAAGGAGAAGGUGGAGGACAGAUAGCUACGGAAAUUGUGCAAGACCACAAUGGAAGUAAACAGUAUGUCGAAGACCUGAGUGCUAAUAUUUCUGAGUGUUCUCUUGAUGUGGAGAAGAGUAUUUGCUACAAUCCAUGCACUCAGGAAUAUAUGAAGCCUUCCAAGGAUGCGUGUGGUAGAGAAGUUACCAUUAUACUUCUGAAAAAGGAAAUAGAAGCUGCCCUUGAUAGCUUAAAACAGGUACAGGCUGAGAUGGACAACCUACGUGAAGAGAACAAAGUGUUGUGGAUGUAUGAGAAACAGAGUCGGGAUAGCAUGAAAGUUAUUGGUUCGCAGGUUCUUAAUCUGCAAUCAACCAUGAAUGAAGUAGAAGUGCAAUUCAAAGUGAAGUUGGAAGCUCUCAAUCAUAGACUAGAGGCAUUUGAACAGAUUGUGCAGGAAUCUGGCUCUCACUGGUGCCAAGCAAAAGAAUUGAUUAAACUAGAAGUUGAUGAUGCAAAGUUAGUUUCAGCCCAGAAGUCUGCUGAGGUCGCUUGCAUUCUUGCUAAGUUUGAAGAGGCUCAAAAUACUAUGAAGGAAUCAGAUGUAAUGGUCAAUGAACUGAUGAUAUCCAAUGAAAAGAUGAAGCUUGAAAUAGAGAGGCUGAAGAAUCUAGAAGCCUCAUUAAACAGUGAUAGGGAUGUAUUACUGAAUGAUGUCCAAAGCUUGCAAUCUAUCAAUGAUCUGAGCAAUCAGAAAUUGGAAAAUGUUGAAGAGUUGCUUGCAUCAGAUGUAAUGGAAAUGAAGGCUUUAGUUGUAGAGCUGGAGGGCAUGCUUGCAGGGUUCCAGGGUGCUUACAAGGAAAACUUCAUGCUUUUAUCCUCUGAUUUCUGCAGUGUGAAGUCUUUGCUUGCAGAUUCCUCAAAGUUUGUUCACUCAUUGCUUGAGGACAUCUGGUCUGACAUAAUUGUGAAGGAUUGUGCUGUGUCAGUGCUACACCUCUGUCACAUGGGAAUUUUUCUAGAAACAGUGACUGGGCUGAAUGUAGAGAAUGGUCUGCUUGAACACGGACUGUGUGAAUCUAGUUCUGUUGUAGCUGAUCUGAGGGAACACAAUAAUAGGUCAAAAAGAGAGCUUGAGAUGUGCCAGAUUCUGAAGGGGAAAUUACUGGCUGACAUUAAGACCAGUCUUGAUCGCAUCUCUAGAAAAGAAGAGGAAGCUGGGAAGCUUGAUAUGAAGGUGACCACUUUUGAGAAACAGAUAUCAGAACUACGGGUUCAGGAGGAGUUAAUGUUGCAAAGGUCUAAUUAUAUGGGAUCCCAGCUUGAUAUUUUACUGAAGGACUUGGACUUAAGUAACUCAAACUUUGGCACAUUGCUGCUGGAUCAAGAGAAAUUGCUCAAAGAUAAAGAGAAGGCACUCGAGUCUCAAGCUGAGUGUCUAAUGAUAGAUUGGUGUGCGAAAGACUUUGAGUCACUUAUCUUGGCAUCAGAACUAGAAGAGAUGGCUAUUCACAAAGCUGACAUGGGGAGAGAGAAUAUAGCUUGUUUUGCGAUGCUGGAAGAUUUCAAGAAAGAAGUGGUUCUUCUGAAGGUUGAUGCAAUUUUUAAAGAACAGUUCUUACUGGAUGAAGAAGUAGAAGUUGCUUAUCUUCAAAAGAAAGUACAAAAGGAGAGGGAGGACCUGUUGUUACAGCUGGACCAAAGUAAUUUAUAUAUUGCACGUAUAGACAAUGCAAACAAGGCUCUUGAACAGGACAUUCAGUUGUUGAAUGAUGUUGCUCGUUCGAAUGAUGCUUUGAAAGGCGAACUUGGUGAAGUUAAAAAAUCAGAGGUGAGUUUGUUGAACCAGGUUCACGUACUUGAAGCUGAAUAUCAAAAGCUAAAAGAAGAUUUGAACAUCAAGGAGAGGAGUUCAGAACUAUUUUCCAGUCAGGUUUCUGCCCUGGAUCAACAAAACCAAAGCUUGCAGAAUGAUAUUAACACGUUACAGAUCUCAUCACGUGGACUUCAAGAUGCAUUAAAGAAGAAAGAUGCUGAGCUGAGCAGAAUGAACUGUUUGGAGAUGGAAAAUGACUCACUUAAGAUUGAGAUAAGGAAGUUUGAGACAGAUACUGAUACACUGAAGCGAGAGAAUGUUCUCUUCAGAGAACAACUUCGGUCUCUCAAGAAAAGUAGGGAGGAAGUCCUGACCAUGUGGAGUGUGACAGUUAAGAAUUGUGUUGAUUCUAUGGAAACAGCUGAUUCGAUAGGUGAUAGACUGCGCAAUAUUAUAAAGGAAGAUGGUGCCAUGAUUUUGGACAAAAUGUCUGAAGAAAUAUAUGAAACUGUGGACAGAGUUAUAGAGCAGUUUGAUUGCUUAGAGUGCCAUACUGAGGAGUUGGUGUCCGAAAAUCUGUCUCUUCAGGCCGAGUUACUGAGGAAGGAUGAUGUUCUCAAAGGUUUGUUAUUCGAUCUGAGCUUAUUGCAGGAAUCUGCAUCUAAAAAUAAAGAUCAUCAAGAUGAAAUUAAGGAAGUAGUAGCUUCCUUGGAAGCUUUAGAGGAUGAGCUUUGUGUAAAAUCGUGUGAGCUUGAUGAGGCCAAUUCUAAUAUCCAAAUGCUUGAAACUCAAUUGCAGGAGAAGACUGACUUAAUCUCUCGUCUUGAGUUGGGUAUAUUACAAAAUCAUGAGUCUCUAAAUGUCCUAUCCAGUGAAAAUGUGGAGCUGAGAGCUCGUAUUGAAGAUGUCUUGACAGCACAUAAUUCUGCUGAGAAGGAGUUGACAGAGAAGCAAAAGAUUAUUGAGAGCUUGAAAAUGGAAGUCCUGGAAAUGAGUAAUGCUCUAGGCCAAAUGAAUGACUCCAAUGAAUCCCUGAUGAGCAAUCUGAAUGAACUAGCUAGUGAGAGGGAUCUCCUCCACGUUGAGAUGCUAAAUUUGAAAGAGAACCUGGAAAGGGAACAGGCACGGGCUGAUGAAUUUGAAGUGAUUGCAAAUGAAACUCAACAGAUAUCCGAGUUAAGAAAGACCUAUGCUGACGAAAAAGAGGCAGAGGUAAAGCUCUUAGAGCAGUCUAUAGAAGAGCUCGAACGUACUGUCAAUGUGCUACAAAAUAAGGUUGAUAUUGUCAAGGAGGAGGCUGAACGGCAACGGUUGCAUGGAGAAGAGCUUGAAUCUGAACUUCAUGCCGUAAAACAUCAGAUGCUGAAUGUUGAAAAUGCUAAUGCUGACAUGAGCAGACAUAUAGAUGAGAAGGAGAAAAGCAUUCAAGAAAUCCAACGGAACACACAAAUCCUCGAGAGGGAUAUAGCUGAGAAGGAUGCAGAGAUUGCCCAAUAUAAAGCGCAUAUCUCUGAGUUAAAUUUGCAUGCAGAAGCACAGGCUUGUGAAUACAAGCAAAAGUUCAAGGCAUUGGAAAACAUGGCUGAACAAGUCAGACCCGAAGGCCAUACGACUCAUGCCACAAGUUCUGCACCAAACAAAACAGAGAAAUAUGCCACAAAGUCUAGAGGCUCUGGUUCCCCAUUUAAAUGUAUUGGAUUGGGCUUGGCACAACAAAUAAAAUCUGAGAAGGAUGAGGAACUUACGGCUGCAAGGACCCGCAUUGAAGAGCUUGAAUCCUUAGCAUUAUGUCGACAGAAAGAGAUAUUUAAUUUGAAUGCCAGAUUAGCUUCUGCCGAAAGCAUGACCCAUGAUGUAAUUCGGGAUUUACUGGGAGUCAAGUUGGAUAUGACCACUUACGCGUCACUAUUGGAUAAUCAACAAGUGCAGAAGAUCACAGAGAAGGCCCGGCUUCAUAGUUUUGAAUCUAAGGAAAAGGAGCAGGAGGUAGUUAAGCUGAAGAAACAGCUUAAUGAAUUCAUUGAGGAAAGAAGAGGAUGGCUAGAGGAAAUUGAACGAAAGCAGGCUGAAACCAUAGCUGUGCAAAUUGCUUUGGAAAAACUUCGACAGCGAGAUCAGUUACACAAAACUGAAAAUGAGGUGCUCAAGAUGGAGAACAUAAAUCAUAAAAGGAAGGUGAGGGAACUUGAAGGAGAAGUAGAUAAACUGUCUGGGCAGCAAAACAUCCAACAAAGAAUCCAUCAUCAUGCAAAAAUCAAGGAAGAAAAUCACAUGCUAAAAACUCACAAUGAAGAACUUAGCACUAAGCUUCGACGGACAGAGGUUCUUCUAUCACGUUGCAAGGAAGAGCUUGCUCGCUAUCGUGCUUCCAUUGGGAGAAACCCUUAUGUUGAUUUUGAUGAGGAGCAACGACUGAGUAACAAAGUGAAGGAAAUUGAGGAGGAGAAGUUGCAGUUAGCACAAAAGUUAUUAGGCCUGUGUACUAGUGUUCUAAAGGCUGCUGGAAUAACAAAACCAAUACCCCAUAUAAAUCCUUCCAUUGCGGAAGAGGCACUCGAGCAACUCAAGACCAAAGUUACUUCAUUGGAUAGAGAAUUGCAAGAUUUAAAGUUUAAGAAUAAGAUAACCAGUGAAAGACUUCGAUUGUCAGAGCUCAUGCCACAAACUUCGCCAAAAAACUCAAGACUAGAUGAGAAUUGCCAGACUCCAAGAAGAAUGUCCCAAGCUCCAUAUUUUUCUACUUUAGAUCGAUGACUGUAUUCUUAAGGUAAAGAAUCAUAUAUCUGGUUAGCUUUCUGCUAACAAUUAUAAGAAUGAACACAACUAAAAGGUCUUAUUUGGUAAUUAAAUACCGCCCAAAAGCUUCAUUAGCUGUAUGUAUAUCUUGUGCAGUUGUAUAAAUAGAUACCCUGAGUAUAAGUUAAUGUAAUUUUUUAAAAUUAAAUCAUGUUCCUCU
Messenger RNA from Rosa rugosa (rugosa rose), 9189 nucleotides. RefSeq names its product kinesin-like protein KIN-12D. Gene Ontology annotation, molecular function: microtubule motor activity; microtubule binding; ATP binding. The transcript is spliced from 38 exons. Gene Ontology annotation, biological process: microtubule-based movement. The record is from RefSeq and is a predicted model, not a curated record. NCBI's taxonomy places the organism in Eukaryota, Viridiplantae, Streptophyta, Magnoliopsida, Rosales, Rosaceae. The coding region runs from base 183 to 8987 and encodes 2934 amino acids.